Molecule: messenger RNA, 2697 nt
Organism: Coniophora puteana RWD-64-598 SS2
Lineage: Eukaryota; Fungi; Basidiomycota; Agaricomycetes; Boletales; Coniophoraceae
Product: SPX-domain-containing protein
Exons: 14
Coding region: 48-2534 (828 amino acids)
Cellular component (GO): vacuolar transporter chaperone complex; fungal-type vacuole membrane
Source: RefSeq, a predicted model, not a curated record
GCCCGUAACGCUGUUACACUAAUCUCAGACAGUCAAACUAUUCCUCGAUGAAAUUCGGUAGGAAGAUAUCGACGGAUCUCUAUUCCGAGUGGAAACCUUUCUACAUUGACUACAAUCGCCUCAAGAGAGAGCUCAAGUCACGAACCACCUCGCAUAAUUGGAAUGCAGAGGAUGAGCGGGCGUUUAUGGAAAUGCUCAAGGCUGAGCUGGAUAAGGUCCAUGACUUCCAGAAAGGAAAGACCUCCGAGCUCUCAAGGCGCAUACAUGAGGCGGAAAAGUCGGUGAAGCGCCUGGUUGCUCAAGAAAGCUUGGUUUCGUCACCCCACGCCGAUGGGACAGACCCUGAAUCUCAAGAGGCUGGCCCCAAUGAUUACGGUCCAGACGAAGGCUCUGACGACGAAGAUGACUUGGACCCUGACGAUAACUCCUUGGAUACACUCGAAGACCUCUUCCAUGAACUUGAGGAGGAAGUAGCUACACUCGUUGCCGACGUUCAUGACCUCGCGCUGUAUACCAAGCUGAAUAUCACCGGAUUCCUGAAGAUCCUCAAGAAACAUGACAAACAAAGUGGCUUCCCAUUGAAGACCAAGUUCAUUCAAGGUUACCUCGAAGAACGGCCCUUCUACAGGUACAACUGGGAUGCUCUCAUUGUCAAGCUGUCCAAGCUCUAUGACCUCGUGCGCACACGUGGUCACCCGGUGCAGGGCGACUCCAGCGCAGGUGGAACUCAGAGCGCCUUCGUUCGUCAGACGACCAAAUAUUGGGUUCAUCCAGAUAACUUGGUUCCGUUGAAGCUCGCUAUUCUAAGACACCUCCCCGUACUAGUAUUUAAUGCAGAGAAGGAGUUCGACCCUCGGGAUGCAGCAAUUACGUCAAUUUAUUUUGAUAACGAAGAACUUGAGCUGUACCUCGGCCGCCUUGAAAAGACCGAAGGAGCCGAAGCAAUUCGUCUGCGAUGGUAUGGCGAUGCCGACGUCAACACGAUAUUCGUGGAGCGCAAGACUCACAGAGAGGACUGGACGGGAGAAAAAUCAGUCAAAGCGCGGUUCGCGAUCAAGGAGCACCUCGUGAACGCAUUUCUCCGCGGAGAAUACACCAUGGAUGCUGAGCUUCAAGCGCUCGUCGACAAAGGGAAGAAGACUCAGCAAGAGGUGGACUCCAUGAUCCAGCUAGCAACGGAAGUGCAAUACCGCAUUCUGAUGCGGAAAUUGAGACCAGUCAUGAGGACAUUCUACAAUCGCACUGCGUUCCAACUUCCUGGAGAUGCUCGGGUCCGUAUUUCCCUUGACACUGAGCUGAGCAUGAUCCGAGAGGACAACUGGGACGGCCGUACACGUGCAGGAGAGAAUUGGAGACGCACGGAUAUCGGCAUUGAUUUUCCCUUUGAUCAAGUUGUACCGGAAGAUAUUGAACGAUUCAAGUACGGUGUUUUGGAAGUAAAACUGCAAACACAGUUCGGCCAAGAGCCGCCAAAGUGGGUGACGGACCUGGUCCAAUCGCACCUGGUCGAAGCAGUGCCAAAGUUCAGUAAAUUCAUCCAUGGAUGUGCUACUCUCCUCCCUAAUCGAGUUGAUCUGAUUCCAUUUUGGCUGCCGCAAAUGGACGCGGAUAUUCUGAAGCCGAACACGGGCUACCUCACUGUCGAGCGUCCAGCGGUCCCCUCUUCGAGAACCACACCAGACACUAAGUCUUCCGGUGCUGUCAGCCCAUCGCAUGCGUAUCUCGAACCUGUAUCCGAUGGCGAGGAGGACGAAAACAUGGACCUCACUCCUGCUAGAGACGAAGACAAGCGUACGGGUUUGCCUACCCAGGAGGUCGCCGAUGCUGUGGCUUUCCGGGAACGGUCGCUAAAGGAGCGCGAACGGAGUUCCAGACCUGCCUUGAACGUCGACACCGAUUAUGGCUCGACGUCCAACGGGGACGCGGAUGAUCGCACACCAUUCUUGCGACAGAGGAAAUCGAGCAAGGUCCAGGUUCCGAAUGGCCGCGCCGACGACGGCUCGCCCAUCUCGAUCGACCCCCUUGCACCUUCCUCUGCUUUUGAUCAGAAGCUUAAGGAACGUCUCCAGGGUGCUCAGGUUGACGGUGGGCGACAAGGAAAUGGCACUGGUCCGUUAGAGGCCGACGAGGACGUCCCCUCCGAUGAAGAACGGCUGCUCGUUAGAGAUUGGACUGCACCUUCUGGCAAGAAAAUUGUCGUCCCCGUUCGCAUCGAACCCAAGGUAUACUUCGCCAAUGAACGUACUUUCUUGAAAUGGCUCAGCUUUGCUGUUCUGAUCGGCACCAUCGCUACUACUCUUUUAAACUUCAUUCCUGCAAAUGACAGAAAAGGCCUCAUCAGCGCGUUCCUUUUUACGCUUUCAGCUUUACUUGCCAUUGCUUAUUCUGCCAUCAUCUUCGUCUAUCGCGCACUCCGCCUAAGAUCGCGCAGUGCUUCGGGUCUUUAUUAUGAUCGAUAUGGUCCCACGAUGCUGUGUUUUGUGCUUCUGGCUGCACUUGCGACAAACAUUGGCUUACGGGCGUCAGCAUUAUGAUGAGCCAUGCAUUAUUUUACCUUGUUCGGUUUCAAUCCAAUAGGACUCUGCAUUACCCACUUGUGUAUCUUGCGAUCAGUACCCACGUCGUUUCGCGCUUGCAUCAGCAUAAUGGUUGAUUGUCUCAGCUUACAUAGACUUAAAAUGACAUUAUAAUUGUCCG